AUGAUUUUCGGACCAUACUGCGCACCUACUAGUAUCGCCGUUCAAAUUAUGGAAUCAACAGCCGAGGAGAAGGAUGUGCUUCCACAAGAAUCGGCUGCAAACUUGACUCCGGUGUUUGUCUACGGUACCCUUUGCGCCGUUCCUCUUCUUGCGUGGGCUUUGAUGGGUGACGCCUCCCAAACUGAUGCCGUCAAGAAGCUCAUCCGCCCUGCAAGAGUUGAAGGGUUCGCUCGAUAUGGCAUCAAGAGCUGCGACUAUCCCGCUGCUGUAAAAUGCGACGGGUCAGAGAUUCGUGGUUACCUCGUCACAUUUACCAACUCAUCCCAGCGUAAGAAAUUGGAUGAUUUUGAGGGAGAGAUCUAUAGCCCGACACACCUUACGGCUCAAGUUUUGAAUCAAAAUGGAGAACCUUCCAGCCAAUGUGUUGAUGCAGAGAUAUAUCUAUGGAAUGGUUCACUGGAAAAUCUCACUAUGGAGCCUUGGGACCUGGAAGGUUUCAUCGAGGAGAGACUAGAAGAUUGGCUAGACUUAUUUGAUGGGAUGGAGCUGGUGGGAUAA
Clonostachys rhizophaga is the source of this 558-nucleotide messenger RNA. Lineage: Eukaryota; Fungi; Ascomycota; Sordariomycetes; Hypocreales; Bionectriaceae. The record is from the annotation of a GenBank genome assembly.